This is a messenger RNA of Chironomus riparius, 6339 nucleotides long. NCBI's taxonomy places the organism in Eukaryota, Metazoa, Arthropoda, Insecta, Diptera, Chironomidae. The record is from the annotation of a GenBank genome assembly.
CAAGAUGCUGUAAUGAAACCAUCCAGAUGCUAGUAUAUCCUUGUAUACCUAGCAAAGGAGACGCUUUACCUCAAAACUACACUAAACACGAGAACUGAGCUUCCUAACUUGAACGGUGAAAUGGAAAAAAAGCUUGACUUGGCCUUGGAUUGAAACCUGAACCUUUCGCACGUAAGGCCAACGCUCUACCACAAAAGCCUCUGAUUCCGUUUCAUCACUUCAAGUAGACUUAAAAUCACAAGAUUCCAGCCCCAGAUUGGAUUUGUUGAACUUCUUAUCUUAACAUACCCAUCCGCCCUCCUCCAUUCUAGUGUUUCAUACUAAAUAAAACUGAAGAUUCACUUAUUUCCCAAUUUUCCAUUAGCAUUGACCAAACCUCAUCCCCCUCUUCAAUUGAUCCUCAAUAGCCAUUUAAAAGCUAAAAUUUUAAUUAUUUUUCACAAUUUUCUAGUGUCAAAGCCUUAAUCAAUCAUCUCAGCAAGCAGAAUCUCUGAGAAUUUUACAUAAAUAUUCAUUUAUUUUUUUUAUUCUCAUUUUCCCCUUAAAAACUGAGUCUCUACAUUAUCAAACCUUCCAGCCAAUCUAUAAACAUCUGAUCAUUUUAAAAAAAUCUGAGUUUCUCGCAAUAUAUUUCAUGACGAAGUGAAGGCAUCGCCGACAGUAGCUGUUUAGUUGUUUCGUGAUUUAGAAUGUGCAUUGUUCACUUUAAAAUGAAGCUUGACUUUAAGUUGUGUCUGUUAUUUUUAGCAUGUUUUGGAUCUAAUUUUGGGCAACGUGUCACAUUUAUAGGAUCUUAUUUUGUGUCACCAAAUGAAAAUUACAAAUCCGUUGUUCUUACAAAUGGACUGAAAAGUUCAAGGGUUGAAGGAUCUCUUGAAGGAUUAAAUAAAAUAAAUUUUCCAAUCUCAUCACAAGAAAAAUUCAAUUAUGUCAAUGUUAAGGCGCCAAAAGAAGGCAGCGAUGGAAUUAAACUUGAAAUGAAAGCUGAUAAAUGCACUCAAAAAUCAGUCAAACUGAUCAGCACAUCUGAUAAAUCAAUAAUCUUCGUCCAUUUCGACAAGCCAGUCUACAAGACUGGAGAGGAGUUCAAGUUCCGAAUUUUCGUACUCAACAACAAUUUAAGGCCGCAUCAAAAUCAUGAAAAUAUUGAAGUUUUAAUUUUUGACUCUAAAGAAAAUCCAAUAAAAUUAUUUAAUAAAAUCAGAGCUUCAAGUUUUGGAAUUUUCGAGGAUUCAAUUAAGCUAGCGGAAGCACCAAACUUAGGACAGUGGAAAAUUCGUGCAUUUAUCGGUGAUAAAAAAAUUUCAAAAUCAUUUUUUGUAUACAAGCCUGACGAGAAUGGAUUAGAAGUAGCAGUUGAUGCUCCAUCAGCUAUUGCACACAUUGAUAAAAGGCUGUACAUCACAGUUCAUGUUAAAGACAAUAUUGACAAGUUCUUUGUUGGAACUGCUGACAUUUUUGUCAAAGCUAAAUUUAAAAAUGCAAAUAAAAAUCAAUUGGAACAGCACGUAAAGACGGUGGACAUUAAUGGCAACAAAAAAGUCAUUCCAGUUGAUUUUGAUAAUGACAUUGGAAUCAGAUUUCCAACAGCAGAUAUGAUCCUUGAUUUCGAUAUUGUUGUUAAAGAUCAAGCCACUCAGAGAUCAUUUACAGUCAAUAAACAAAUCGAACUGAUUUACAAAGGAAAGAAUACAAUUCAGGUUGUACGAAAAAAGUAUUUCAAGCCAAAUUACAGGUUUAAUGCAAGAGUUAAAGUCAAACUACUUGAUGGACGUCCUGACAAUUCAUUUAAUCAACUUUCUGUAGCUGUAAAAUAUAUAGACAAAAAUUCAAAAGCUAUUAAUGAACAGAGUCAAAUUAAUUUGAAAAAUGGAGAAACUUUGCUAAGUUUACAGCCAAAAGCUGACACAAUUAGGAUUGUCCUUGACUUAAAGUUUGCGGGAGUUGAACAUUCGGAAAAAAUUGAUCGAUUUCCUGGUAUCGAAGAGUACAUGCAAGUUAGUCCAACUAAUAAAAUCUCAAAAUCCAGCAGCAAAGCCACAUUUGCAGUAAAGGCAUCUGAAGAAAUGGAACGUUUACACGUAGUUGUAGUUGGAACCAAAGGUGUUGUUUUUAGUCAAGACUUUCCAGACUCCAUUGGAAAGGAUGUUGUUAAUUUUGAAGUUCCAUUGAGUGAUGACAUGAAACCAGAGGCACGUGGAUUGGCAUUUUAUAGCCGAAAUGGCGAAAUGGUCUACGAUGAGUUUUCUAUCAGCACUAGAUUUUCUGUUGACAAUGAUCUUGAAAUCACAUCACCAGAAACUGCAAAACCAAAUGAAGUCAUCAACUAUGAUGUCAAAACGGAACGUGGAUCGAAAGUUUACAUCACAGCCGUCGACCAAAACCCAACUUCCUUAACUAUGAACAAUGAAAUAUCUAGAAGUGAAAUCUACAAUGAGUUGGUCUACUAUCUUAAUUUCAAGUUCCCAAAUGCUUCAAAGUAUCAUUUUGAGAAAUUCAAUGGCUUUGUUUUUGAGCCUGUUAUGGACGGAAAAUGCAACGAUAAAGCUUUAAGAAGUGACAGAGUUGAGUCUAGUAAUGAAGAUGGCAUGAAUGCAGUUAACAUUCCAACAAACUACUUCCCUGAAAUCAUGAUUAAUGACAAUUAUGACGCAACGUCCAGUAAUGCUGAAAAAAGAAGCAUAAAGAUCCCUGAAAGUCAAACAAGAUGGCAAUUAUUUGGUGUUUCCGUACAUCCAGACAUAGGCUUAACAGUCACCAAAGUUCAAUCAAAAAUUACUGUAAAGAAGGAACUUGCAGUACAAGUUAGAGCACCAACAUCAGCUUAUGACACUGAAGCUUUUACAGUUGAUGUUAGAGCCUUUAAUCCACUCAAUGAUCCUGUUAAUGUCCAAGGAACAAUCAAAGUUGAGAAUGGCUUUAUUGUUGACAAAACAUCAAAAACUGAGUUUGGACUUAAAUGUGAUAUAUUAAGUUCCAGUGGUGCAAGGCAGAAGCAACUGUCGUGGACACUUUCACCAGAGCAAAUUUCAAAUCCAGUAAGUUUUCUGAUUCAACCAAAUGGACAUGGAAAUGUAGUCAUUAAAGUAUCUGUGUCUAGAGGUGGCAACAAGGAUGAUGUUGAGAAAAUUAUUGAAAUUCGUAAGCCUGGAAGUGAUUCAAAUGAAAAUGUCAACAGCAGGAUUUAUGGAAGUUUACUUGAUCCUGGUUUAAAUGGAUUGGAAACAAUGUUUGAUCGACCGAUGGUAACAGAUGAAGAAAAGAUGCUCAAAUUUGGUAUGGCAAUCACCAAUUACAAGUUCUUGACCAAAAUAAAUAAACUUAAUGACGAAAUAGCCAAAAAAGCUUUAAAUGACAUCAUUGCUGGCUAUCAAGAAGCAAUUGUCAUUCUCGAAAAUAUUUUACCGGAAUUAAAUUCAAGACAGCAAAUGGAUAUGAAAUUUACAUGGCUGGUGUCAAUGACUGCUCAGAAUCUGAUUGAUGCUCGAACAAUUACUUCCAUUGAUGAGGAUUUGAUAAUCAGAUCUUUAAAUGUCAUCAAAUCCCAACAAGAUCGUAAUGGAAAAUUCAAAUAUGAUGAAAAUGCUGAUUAUCAUAGAAAUAUUGGCGAUAAGUUCCGCCAAGAAAUUCAAUCAGCAUUAAUCAUAGCUGCAUUUUUGAAAAAUAAAUCCACAACGCAAAUCCAGAAAACUAUUGACUUUUUAAAGACUAAUGCUAGGUCAUGGAGUAGCUACCCAAAAAGCAUAGCUGCUUAUUCUCUAGCUUUGAGUGGCGACACAGCAACUGCAAAGUCAUUACUCAGAAAUAUAAAUAGUGUCUCUUAUGCUGAUGCUAAUUCAGAAUCAAUUGAAACUGCUUCAUACAUCAUUCUGACAACAGUCUUGCUGCAAGAGGAUCCACAAGAUGAAGUCAAAUGGCUUUUAAGUCAGAGAAGUUCAGAUGGAAGCUUUUACUCACCUUUUGACACUGUCCUUGCUCAUCAAGCUUUAUAUGAAUAUUCAAUCAGCAAGAAUAUGAGAACUCAGGGAUUACAAUCAGUUAAGAGAACUAGACAGGAUGAUAUUGAUGGAUUUUGGGUGUCAAUAGCUGAAGAAUUCGGUAAAAGCAAUGAAGUUAAAAUAAGUUUAAAAAUCGUCAAUAAUGGAACUGAAUUUGACAAGACGAACUUGGCUGUUGUUGAGGUUGAGUUUCCAAGAGGUUAUCGAUAUACUGGAUAUGAUGCUCAAAAUGACAACAUUGAGAAAGUAUCAGUCCAAAAUGAUCGCAGUCGUGUCUUGUUAUACAUCAACAAAUUUGAGAGGAAUCGAGCAUUUACAUUAACAUUGAAUAUGCUGAAAAUUUUUGAUUUUGAAAAUCACGAGCCAUCAAAAAUCACAAUCUAUGAUUACUAUAGAUCAAAUAUCAAGAGUCAAUACAACUAUAAUCUAGAUAGGAAUGCGGACAGCUGCAAGAAAACUGAAAUUGGGAAAGAAUUGAACACAGAAAAGACCAAAGCUGAGGAAAUCCAGCAAGAAGCGAAAGAAACAAUAACAAAACUUGAUGGUUCCAGUUCAGAACUGACAAAAGCUCAAAACAAUGCACCAAAAGUACUCAAAAUUAUUGAAGAUACUCAAAAAGAAGUCGAUCAGGCAAACACAAUGGCUACAGAAAUUUAUAAUGCUGGAUUGGAAGCAUCUAACAACGUUGAUGAAGCUUUGAAUGCAACAACAAUUGCAGAGCCAAGUCACGACUCAAAUGAUGAUACUGAGCAAGCUGAAGAGGAACCAGGAAUCAUUGCUUCAGAUGAGAUGUCAUGGGAACCUAAAGGAAAUUACACAAGUGCAGAUGAUGUAAGGAAAGAUAAUGCUGAAGCAUAUAGGAGGUACACAGCCGCUCAAAAUAAAGUAAAAACAAUCAAAGCAAAUAUUAAGGAAAUUGAAGAAAAUUUGAACAAAACUAAAAAUGGUGUUGAAACUGCAAAUGAAGCCAUAAAAGCAGCUCAAACGAAGUUGAAGACUGCACAACAAGAUGCUCAGGAACCUUUAAAAGAAGCAGAAGCACUAAAAAAAACUUCUUUAAAAUCCAUAAAUUCAGUUGCUGAUAUAAACACUAUAUCAAAUAUAAUGAAGACUGAGAUCAAUGAAAUCCACGAAAUUAUCACUGCUCAGCAUGCCAGAAUUAAUCAAGCAUUGAAAAAUGUUACAUUCUUAACAACGAAUGUCAGAACUACUCAAAAUAAUCUUCAAUCGUUAAUAAAUUCCAUCAAAUAUGAACAAAAUCAAGGAAUGAAGCAAAGGAAAGCUCCUGAAUUGAAAAGCAGGUUCAUCAGCAUUCAAACCUCAUUUCAGGCACUGGUUGUUGAGUUUGAUGAUGGAAAUAAAAGAGUUACAGCUAUCACAAGCUCAACAACAACUUUACUGAACAACUUCGAACAAAAUGGAAAUAAAGCAACAGAUUUAAACAAGAAAGCAAAGGAAUUCAUUGAAGAUGUUAGGAAUGAAAAUCAGGAAGCCUUAAAAGCUAAAACAAAUUCACGCAAGCUUAAAAAUGAAGUUGCAAGAACACAACAGGAACUUCAAAAGGCACAGAAACAACGAAAAGAAGCUGAAAAAGCCAAAUUGGAUGCCGAUAAAGAAGCCAGAAAGUUUAACAAAUUAUUAGCAAAUGCCAAAAAUGCUGAAAAGGAUGCAGAAGCCAACCAAGAAGAAGCGUUUAAAACAUACAAAAAAUUAUUUGAUAUUAUGCAAAAUUUCAGUACUACAAAGAAGCCAGAUUCUGCUAAAGAUACAGUUGCUACGGAGCCAACAACUACCAGCGUUGCAGCUUCUACAGAUGGACAAGCAAAAGUUGAUGAUGAAGACUUGGCAACACAAUCAACAAAUCAAAAUGAAGCAUCUCAAUCAAACGCAGUAGAAUCGAACAUAACAACAACAACAGUAGCUGCAACAACAGUAGCUGCAACAAUAACAGAAACAUCAACAUUACAUCAAAUAUCAUCAACAACCUUGACUCCGGUAAAGUCAACUAAAAAACCGGAAGGAGGAUCGGCAAGCCUUGCAAUAAAUGAUGACCAUAAUUCUAAAGAAAACUGCGCAAAAUGGUACCGAUUUUGUGAUUUUGGACUUUAAUGACAAUUGUUUGAUAAUUCUUAGGGGCUGUUCACUUAUUACGUAACGCGAAAAAAUGACUUGUUAGACCCCCCCCCCCUCGUAACAAAAUUUGUAUGAAAAAAAAAUUUCCUUGUUUGAACCGUAACAAAAUCUUAGACCCCCCUUCCCCCCCUAAAAGCGUUACGUAAUAAGUGAAUGGCCCCUUAAAAAUUUAAUGAUUUGACUUAUUUUUAAUAAAGAUUUGAACACC